AUGAGUGGGACAUCACAACCAGAAGACUAUUCAAGUGAUAGUAGCCCACCAGCAUAUCAUGAAGAUGGAUUAACAGUAAAGGCCUUGGCAUCUAACAUAGAGCAAGAGAUUUUUGCAAAGUUUCGUAAUCAAGCGAAAGAGAUGAUCAUGUCAGGCAUUGGAAGCUCAGCAUCAUUAAGCAAGCAAGACAUACAGAAAACCUCUAAAAGGGACGCUGAAGACCUGAAGGCGAAGCUACAGCCCUCCCUGGAUGAAUUAGAUAGAAGAACAACUCUAGCUAUAAAGCGAAUAGUGCGAGAAAAGUACUUCGCAGAUGUGAAAGAUCAAUAA
Molecule: messenger RNA, 330 nt
Organism: Eremothecium sinecaudum
Lineage: Eukaryota; Fungi; Ascomycota; Saccharomycetes; Saccharomycetales; Saccharomycetaceae
Product: HDR075Wp
Exons: 1
Coding region: 1-330 (109 amino acids)
Source: RefSeq, a predicted model, not a curated record